Penicillium waksmanii is the source of this 2403-nucleotide messenger RNA. Its product is annotated as tRNA ligase. Gene Ontology annotation, molecular function: phosphoric diester hydrolase activity; GTP-dependent polyribonucleotide 5'-hydroxyl-kinase activity; ATP binding. Gene Ontology annotation, biological process: tRNA splicing, via endonucleolytic cleavage and ligation. Lineage: Eukaryota; Fungi; Ascomycota; Eurotiomycetes; Eurotiales; Aspergillaceae. Gene Ontology annotation, cellular component: nuclear inner membrane. The record is from RefSeq and is a predicted model, not a curated record. The transcript has 2 exons. The coding region runs from base 1 to 2403 and encodes 800 amino acids.
AUGGGAAAAUACGACCAAAAUCCGCAGCAAAUUGCCCAGCUGGUGAGAGACCUGGAGGAGGCGCGGAAGCAAAACAAGGGCGAAAAACGACGAGCUUUCACAUGCAAGAAGAACACAUUCGAGGUCGCCGGGACCAACCAUGUCACCGUUGACUCUUGGAAAACAAUACCCCCCGAGAUCGUUGUGCGCGGCUACGACAAGUUCUUUAAUGUCGGCGAGACAAAUGACACACAAUGGAGGAAUAUCGAGCACAAUACACGAGGGCCUUAUGAGCUCAGUGUGAAGGAGAAUGGGUGUAUCAUAUUCAUUUCCGGAAUGGAGGAUGGCAAGUUGUUGGUCUGCAGCAAGCACUCCACCGGAGUCCGUCACGACACAGAGAUCAGCCACGCGCAGGCCGGUGAAAAAUGGGUCGAGAAGCAUGUCGCGUCUGUCGGCAAAAGCUCAAAAGAUCUCGCGAGGACACUCCGUGACAUGAAUGUCACCGCGGUCGGCGAGCUUUGCGACGACUCCUUCGAAGAGCAUGUACUGGCCUACGAUGAAGCAUCGUCUGGUAUCUACCUGCACGGCCUCAACUACAACCUCAACGAAUUCGCCACGCAGUCCAGCCAGAAAGUGAAUGAUUUUGCUGAUGCCUGGGGCUUCAAGAAGGCCAAGUUUGAAGUUCGCGACGAUAUCGAGUCCGUCAAGAGCUUCCUUGACGGGUGUGCGGAGACCGGAACCUGGGAUGGUCGUGAGACUGAGGGUUUCGUUGUGAGAUGCCAAAUGGCCAAGGACGGUCAUGACUACCGUGAUUGGUUCUUCAAGUACAAGUUUGAAGAACCUUAUCUGAUGUACCGCCAAUGGCGUGAAUGCACCAAGGCCGUAAUUGCCGGGCGACUCCCGAAGAUCAGAAAGCACGAGAAGAUCACCGAGGAGUACCUUCAAUUUGCCCGGAGGAGGUUUUUGGAAGACAAGACUCUUGCCCGGGAUUAUAAUUACAACCACGGUAUUAUCUCUCUGCGAGAAGCAUUCCUGAAGGAACGUGGCUUGAAUGGAGCGGAGAUCAUCGCCAUGGAAGAGCAGGAGGGCCAGGGCAAGAAUGUUGCUAAGAACGUCAUCCUUGCUCCAAUCGCAUCUCUGGGAUGUGGAAAGACCACUGUUGCUUUGGCUCUGGUACAUCUUUUCGGAUGGGGCCACGUUCAGAACGACAACAUCCCCAAACAGAAGAAUAAGCCAAAGCAAUUCGCCUUCCAGAUUACAAAUGAACUAAGCGCAACCCCCGUUGUCAUUGCUGACCGCAACACUCACCAACGGCGCGAGCGAGAGCAAUUGAUCAACGACAUUCGUCCGGUCCUUCGAGAUGCCAAGUUCGUUGCUUUGCAUUACGUCCAUGAGCCGAAGGGUGACCUAUUUCCUUCGAUCAAGGAGGUGACUCGAAAGCGCGUUCUGGAUCGUGGAGACAACCAUCAGACUAUUCGCGCAGGCACGAAGGAUUCCCACGAGAUUAUCGGAAUCAUGGAUGGCUUCUUGUCCCGCUUCGAAGGUAUCAACACCAAUCGACACCCCGAUGAUGCAUUCGAUCUCGUCAUUGACCUCGACGUAUGCGCCUCUUCCCGUGAGAACCUCGAGACCAUCGUCCGGGCCAUGCACGACGCCUAUCCUGUCCUAGUUCCCGAACUCCCAUCCGCAGAGGACCUCGACGCCGCCAUCGAAAAGGCCAUGAAUAAGUACGAGGUGAAGGUUGAUCUCAGCGCCGGGUACUCGACAAAGGGACCCAAGGGCCCAAAGCAAAAGAACGGCUCACUAGUAGUCCAGUCCGGACCAACACGCCUCGAACCACCCCUACUGGCCCGGAAAAUUGAAUUCUUCAACAUCGCCAUUCCAACCAGUGAAGUCACUUCCACUCUCCACUCCCUCUUCACAUCCUCCACUCCCGAGGUCGCCCGCCUGUACCACCAGCUCGUCAACAGCCGCCGUGUCCAGCCCGCCUUCCACGUCACCCUCAUCCACCGCGCAUCCAAGGACGAGCAAAGCGCCAUCUGGAACCGCUAUACGAAACAGUACAUCGACACACUGACCGCUCACCCUGUGGCCGAUGCGAUGCAGAACCCACCUAAGCUAGGCCUGGCCCGUGUCCGUCUUGAGCGACUGGUAUGGGAUACCCGGAUCAUGGCUUUUGUGGUGCGUAUUCUGCCUUUCGAAGCUCAGGCCGAGGGCUCUGAACAGUCGGAUUUCCCCUGUGCCAAUGCCAUUCCUCACGUUACUGUUGGCACUGUUGCACCGAGUGUCAAGCCGAAGGAGAGCAAUGAUCUCCUGAAGCGCUGGCUUGAGGUUGGGUCUGGUGGUGAUACAGGGAUCUUUGAGGCGGAGGUUCCUGGUGUUAAGGUUGUUGAGGGUACUAUUAACGUUACGAUGCGCCGUUAG